UUAUUGUCGAAUAAGCUUUUGACAUAACACUUUAUAACCUAAAAUAAAUUAUACUCUAGUACGAAUCAUAAAAUUUACUAUUUUUGAACAAAAAAUGUAUUCCUUGUACAAAAUAACCACAGUAGCCGUUCGCGCUCCACAAAUACCAAAUAUAUUACCACGUUCAUUAAACUUACGCAAAAAGCUGGCUCUUCGAACGUUGUGUACAAACAAGGGUAUUACAGAAGACACUCAAAAUGCUAUUGUUGAAAAGGAAACAACAGUGGCGAGUGGUGCAAGUGCAAAAAGUGGGUUUGCACUAGCUUUUGAAAAGCACACAGAGGCGGCUACUAAUAAACCUGAAGAAGUUGUUGACGAUGAAACGUUUGCUGCAUUGUUAAGAAAAUCAAAAUUCAUAGACCUAGGGGAUCCCGAGGGCAAGAUUGUCAGCGGAAAGAUCUUUCACGUUGUUGGUGAUGAUUUAUACAUAGAUUUUGGCUGGAAGUUUCAUUGUGUAUGCACACGUCCGGCACGCAACGGCGAGGACUAUGUACGUGGAGCACGAGUGAGGUUACGCAUUAAAGAUUUGGAACUCUCAACAAAAUUUUUGGGUUCUGAAAAGGAUUUGACUAUUUUAGAAGCCGACUGUCAUUUGCUUGGUCUGUUAUCGUCCCCAGCAAGGCAAAGCACAAAGUCGGUUAAUGUGAAUUAAAAACAAAAUGUAUUUGCAUCAAAUAUAUUCAUAAUAAUAUGGUAUACAAAUAAAGUUUACUAGUUAAUGAUAAAACUUGUAUUAUAACAAUUAAAUACGUCAACUAUA
Molecule: messenger RNA, 799 nt
Organism: Bactrocera dorsalis (oriental fruit fly)
Lineage: Eukaryota; Metazoa; Arthropoda; Insecta; Diptera; Tephritidae
Gene: mRpS28
Product: 28S ribosomal protein S28, mitochondrial
Exons: 3
Coding region: 95-691 (198 amino acids)
Cellular component (GO): mitochondrial small ribosomal subunit
Source: RefSeq, a predicted model, not a curated record